UUCCACUCACUCGUGAAAUGUCAGCUAUCGCAAGAUACCAAGAAAACGUAACGGAAACACGUCACACUUCCCAUUUCUUUUAAGCGAAGUACUGCAGCAUGACCCUGAAAGAGUCAGUUGGCUGUGUUUUUGGAUAAGGAGCCCAACAAUCAGGGGUGGAGUGAAGGAAGGUCAAGGGCUUCAAGGACCUCGUUGAUUUACACCGACAAGCCAACGAGCGAUGAGUCUAUGUGGAGUUGUGCUGCUGUGUAUUGUGUGUAUCCAUCAAGUGCGCAGCAGUGAGGAAUCCAUCACUAGUUACAGCGGACAAUCAGUCAUCCUGAAAUCUGGAGCGGACAGAUCAUGGAAUCUCACCAGAGUUCAGUGGUCCGUUUAUAAGAACACCACAUUCAUUGCGAGUCUAAAGGAUGGUGACGUGAUUAUAUACAAGUUUUGGAGAUAUCAGGGUCGACUUCACCUCAACAAUGAAACGGGAGAUUUAACUAUCCGUAAUGUGACAGUGGAGGACAGUAUGACAUACAACGUGGCUUUGCUCACCUCAGGUGCCUUGCGAAUACAAAAUAAAGUUCAUCUCACAGUUCAAGAAAGUAUCAAAACACCAGACAUCCAGAAGACGCUUCAGUCUCUCAGUGACAGCAAGUGCUACAUUGCCCUUGAGUGCAUUGCAUCUGGCCAAAUUGUGAAUUUGUCUUGGACGCCUGAUGGCGAGUUCAACGGAUCCUACAUUUCAGGAAUCCCAAACUCUGCUGACUCUUCCCUAGUUCUUUUCGCAUCAUUUAGUGGCAACAGAAAGGUGACGUUUAACUGCACUGCCUCCAGUGGUCAACAGAGAGAGACCAGGCAAAUGACAGUGGGAUGUUCAGAUGAGAAGCAGAAGUGUGAAGUCUCCACCGUUUCCUGUUCAUGCACUUCCUCUGUGAUAUGGAGUAUUCUGUUUACAGCUGUGGUUUUAGGCUUAGCAUAUGCACUUACAAAAAAUAAAGACAGAAUUAUUCCUGCCAGUCGUGAAGCCUACAUCCAUUUCAUCCAGAAUAUAAGCACCACCAGUUUCAGUCCUGGCUCCCCCGGUGUUCAAGGGAAACAAGACGCGGCGUAAGAAGAAGAAAAGUUCUCUUGCAUAAGGCCAUACUUUAUGAAAGGGAAUAUCUGGCUUUAUGUUUGACAGAUUUUAAGAAAUUUUAAGAAAACAAUGUGCGGAGAUUGUGAGAUCAUUGGAUCCGGUCUGUGAAACGUGUCAUCUGUCACCUGUGUGAAUGAGGAUUUCUGGUACUUUACAAAACCUUUUCAGAGAUACAAAAAUGGAUGUUGUUUUCAAAAUCCAUUCAGCUGAAAGAUCUGAAGGCUUGUGCUCCUUCAGUUUGAAUGCACAUGAUACUUCUGGUACUGAUGGCUUGACUCAGCAUGGCAGCUAUUUUAUUUAAUAAAUUUUCUAGCUUCUUUGUUCAAAAA
Messenger RNA from Cyprinus carpio (common carp), 1449 nucleotides. RefSeq lists its product as uncharacterized. The record is from RefSeq and is a predicted model, not a curated record. NCBI's taxonomy places the organism in Eukaryota, Metazoa, Chordata, Actinopteri, Cypriniformes, Cyprinidae.